Molecule: messenger RNA, 426 nt
Organism: Exophiala aquamarina CBS 119918
Lineage: Eukaryota; Fungi; Ascomycota; Eurotiomycetes; Chaetothyriales; Herpotrichiellaceae
Exons: 2
Coding region: 1-426 (141 amino acids)
Biological process (GO): mitochondrial respiratory chain complex III assembly
Cellular component (GO): mitochondrion; Cbp3p-Cbp6 complex
Molecular function (GO): ribosome binding
Source: RefSeq, a predicted model, not a curated record
AUGGCUACCAAUCAAUCGACUGCUCUCAAGCACUGGGCUCGCAUCAUCCAGCAAUGGCCUGUCGACCGAGUUCGUCCCAACCAUGUCUUGUUUCAAACAGUCAUGCAAUCUCGUGUCGAUAAAAUCACCCCUCCUGCAAAUACAAAUGCGAGCACCGCCCCCACUGUCAAGGCCAACGAUGCUAUUGUCUCACCUGCACGACCACCCAUUCUCGACGAAGAGAAAGAACUGCGGCAGAUCCAAGCCCUUGAUGCUCUUUUGACAAACAAAUAUGCAAACACAUACCCCAUCCCCCAAGCUGUUCGCUAUCCUCAAAGUAGUCCAAACCAUUACAACGAUCUCAUCAAGGAGCUCGAUGAAGCGCCAGAUCGGACAUGGGCUGCUUCUUUCGUGAAGAGACUCAAGGGCGCUCUACGAUUUUCGUGA